AUGUCGUAUAAAAAAGAAGACUUAAAAAUAUAUUGGAAUAAGAUAAACUAUGCUUUCCCAAUACUCAAUGACACUAUUUUCACCGACUGCAGUAACGCCGAGUACGAGGAGAUACAACAAAUAAUUGUCGGUCUUGGCAUUCAAAUUAAAAUACGAGACCUGGUAUUCGUCCACAUUGAAAAGCAUCUGCGGCAACAUGUUGCGCCUUCGUUUUGGUCGAAGUUUGUUAAAACUGAAGAAGAUGUGAAGGGUUUUCAGCUAUUCAAGUCUGCUGUCAAUGACUUAUACGAUUCUGUUUCCCAAUUCUCAGGAAUACUCGAAAGACUGACCAUAUUAAAUAAUAGCUGCAGUGAUGGCAAGCCAAUUUAUGGAGAAAAGGAUGUUAUUUCGGGUUUCAAACAACUUGUGAGAGCAACUCUGCUGGCACAAUUACCACUGGACUUUCAAGUCAUCAUCAAUAAUUUCUACAAAGUUUCCUUCAAUGUAUUUGAUUACGAGUAUGAGAACAAUGACAUGGGUGAAGAUGUCAUGUGUAAUGGAUGUUUGAAUGAAUGCUCAGACUGCAACUGUAUGUAUAUAGUGAAGGUGUUCCAUGACACCAACAGAAAACUGAUGGAGUUGCAAUUAUUAGAGAGACUGACUGGUCAAGUGUUGACUAACUUCAUUCAAAUGAGAAUAGAAUCUCACAUUCAAAAACUCUGUACAGGCACAUUUGAUGUAUCACACAUAGAAUUUUUGGAAAAUUGGCUUAAUACUAAUGUCAUGUCUUGGUUAACUAGAAUAUACUGUAGUGGCUCCUCUAAACCAUCUCCUGAUGAUUCAAAUACUCUGAAUGCUAUAUCCAAGUUUAAGCAAAAAUUAAGUUACUUUUUAUAUCACAGCUACACUAAACUAAGGAUAGACCAACUGUUUAACAUAAUAAUAGAAUACCCAGACUCCCAGCCAGCUGUGGAUGACAUUAAAAUCUGUUUGGAAAAGACUGACCUGAGAUCUACUUUAUGUAAGAGCUUACAAAGUGCCCUGGAAACAAGACUCCUGCACCCAGGUGUGAAUACACCUGAUAUCCUAACUGCUUAUGUGACCACCAUUAGGGCUUUGAGACAUCUUGAUCCAUCGGGAGUUAUCCUCGAAACAGUCACUAAACCUGUUAGAAAUUAUUUAAGGAAUAGAGAUGACACAGUGCGCAGUGUUGUUAGCAGUUUAACUGAAGAAGGAGCAGGGAGUGAGUUAGCUGAAGAACUAGUCAAGUUUGCAGCAGAAGCUGAAGGUGACAGUGAUAAAGAUGAGGCAUGGGAUGAAUGGAACCCCGAUCCUGUUGAUGCUGACCCAACAGUUGACUCAAGUGAUAGAAGAGCUAAUGAUAUCAUAUCAAUGCUUGUUAAUGUAUAUGGCAGUAAGGAAUUGUUUGUAAAUGAAUAUAGGACGCUACUUGCAGACAGAUUACUAGCACAAAGUGCCAUCAACACAGAAAAGGAAAUUAAAUACUUGGAAUUAUUAAAAUUGAGGUUUGGUGAAUCCCAACUACACUUCUGUGAAGUCAUGUUAAAAGAUAUAUCUGAUUCCAAAAGAAUUAAUGCACUAAUACAACAAGAUAAAGAAAUAGAAACUUUGAAUAGAAAGUUUACAUCCAAUGCAAUGAUCUUAUCUGCACAGUUCUGGCCUCCUUUCAAGGAUGAAAGCUUGGAGUUACCAGAGGAAAUAAAACGCCAUUUAGAAGCUUACACAAAAUCAUUUGAAGCUUUAAAGGGGAAUAGGACUCUAAGUUGGAAACCACAUCUUGGGAAUGUGAAUAUUGAAAUCGAAAUUGGAGAGAAAAAAUUAGACUUAACAGUGUCACCGUUUAAUGCUACACUGAUAUUGCAUUUUCAAGAUAAACCAGAGUGGACAUUAGAUGAGCUUCAUCAGGUUAUGAAGGUACCUGUGACAAUUUUAAGACGAAAAAUAACUUACUGGCAAUCAAUGGGCCUGAUCACUGAAAAGAGUACAGACCUGUUUGUAUUAGUGGAUGGUUCUGAUGGAAACAAGGCUAACGUAGCUACAAAUCAAGUCCAGGAAAUGAUCUGUGAGGAUGAUGAGACGGAGAGUGUAAUGGCUUCAGCACAUGAUCAGAGGGAAGGAGAGCUGCAAGUCUUCUGGUCUUAUAUUGUUGGCAUGUUGACAAACUUGGAUUCUUUGCCAUUGGAUAGGAUCCAUCAGAUGCUUAAGAUGUUUGCAUCUCAAGCUCCUGGUACUGAAUGCAGUCUACAGGAACUCAGGCAGUUUUUGGACACCAAAGUGAGAACUCAUCAACUUGUUUAUCAAGGAGGAAUGUAUAAAUUACCUAAGACAUAA
Messenger RNA from Spodoptera littoralis (African cotton leafworm), 2331 nucleotides. The record is from the annotation of a GenBank genome assembly. NCBI's taxonomy places the organism in Eukaryota, Metazoa, Arthropoda, Insecta, Lepidoptera, Noctuidae.